GAAGGAGAUAAACAAAAUUAUGUAAACUGGAUAAUUAUUUGAUCAAACGCUAUGCUUAUUGCUACAUUGCUAUUAUUUAUACUUACUAUAUUUAUACUUACUAUAUUUGUGUGCAAUUAUUAUGUGUAUUACGGAAAAAAUAGGCGACUUAUUAGUCUUAUACCAGGACCACCAGGUUACCCGAUUUUGGGAAACGCAUUUCUAUUAUUGGGUUCACGAGAAAAACAAUGGAACACUAUAGUUGGCAUUUUCAACCAAUAUUAUCCUAUUUUUAGAUUUCAGGCAUUGUUUGUAUCUGCUGUAAUUAUCUGUCAUCCGGAUGAUAUACAAACAAUAUUAAGCAACACGAAACACCUCGAAAAGAGUAUAUUGUAUGAUUUUUUUAAACCUUGGAUUGGUUCUGGUCUUAUCACUAGUAAAGCCAUCAAGUGGCAUUCACGGCGAAAGAUAUUAACUACCACAUUUCAUUUAGAUAUAUUGCAACAGUUCGUCGACGUUUUGAUUCAGGAAGGCGAAAAUAUGACAAAGUUCUUGAAAAAUUCAAAAGAUACAGUUGUAAAUGAUGUCGUAUCGUUUGUUAGUGAAUAUACUUUAAAUGCAAUAUGUGAAACCGCCAUGGGCACUUCUUUACGGGACCACGGGAGUUUCCAACAACAGUACCGAGAAGCGAUUUUCCGAAUAACCGAAAUUAUUACGUAUAGAUUAUCAAGGCCAUUGCUGUUCCCUGAUUGGAUAUUCUCAUUGACAUCAAAGGGCAAACAGCAAACAAGGAAUUUGGAAAUAUUACAUGCGUUUACUGAACAAAUUAUUGCUGGACGAAAACUUUACCAUGAACAGACUAAUGGACGAAACUUGAAAAACCUUAGUAAUGAUAUAUCAGCAGAAUUUGUCGCCGAAAAAAUUGGAACACAAAGAAAGCGACUUGCCAUGUUGGAUCUCCUAAUAGCGGCAUCUCGCGAAGGCCUUAUGACUGAAUCAGAUAUUAGGGAGGAAGUCGAUACUUUUACGUUUGCGGGCCAUGAUACUACAGCGACAGGUUUAAGUUUCCUAUUAGCACUAUUAGCGGAGCAUAAGGACAUUCAGGAUCGUGUCAGGAAUGAAAUUGAUUCCGCUAUGCAAGAGAAUGACGAGAAAAUUUCUAUGAAAUUGUUGCAACAACUGCCAUAUUUAGAAAGAUGUAUAAAAGAAGCGUUACGUUUGUAUCCCAGCGCACCUUUUAUAAUACGUGUUUCCGGAGAAGACGUAAAACUACAAUCAUAUUUAGUUCCUGCUGGGACAAAUAUAGUAAUCAAUAUUUAUGACGUUAAUAGAAAUCCCAAUUUUUGGCCAAAUUCAGAAGUAUUUGAUCCAGAUAGAUUUUUGCCUGAGAAGAACCGAAAUCGUCAUCCUUACUCGUUUAUAACAUUCAGUGCUGGACCACGUAACUGCAUCGGUCAACGAUUUGCUAUGUUAGAAAUGAAAAUAAUGACGGCUUUUUUGGUACACAAUUUUUACUUGGAGCCUAUUGAUUACUUAAAGAAUCUUUCCAUACAGUUUGAUUUUAUUCUUCGCUUGACUCAUCCUCUUCGUAUAAAAUUUAUCUCUCGACCACCAGGUUAUCCAAUUUUUGGAAACACAUUUCAAUUAAUGGGUUCACCAGCACAAAGAAAGCGACUUGCCAUGUUGGAUCUCCUAAUAGCUACAUCUCGCGAAGGUCUUAUGACUGAUUUAGAUAUUAGGGAAGAAGUCGAUACUUUUAUGUCUGCGGGCCAUGAUGCUACAGCGACAGGUUUAAGUUUUUUAUUAGCACUAUUAGCGGAGCACAAGGACAUUCAGGUCAUGAUAUUCGAAUCAUAUGUAGUUCCUGCUGGGAUAAAUAUACUAAUCCAUAUUUAUGGAGUUAAUAGAGAUCCCAAUUUCUGGCCAAAUCCAGAAGUAUUUGAUCCUGACAGAUUUUUGCCUGAGAGGGAUCGAAAUCGUCAUCCUUACUCGUAUAUAACAUUCAGUGCUGGACCACGUAAUUGUAUCGGUCAACGAUUUGCUAUGUUAGAACUCAAAGUAAUGGCAGCUUCUUUGUAUGGGAAAAAUGGGCGACUUUUUAAUCUUAUACCAGGACCACCAGGUUACCCGAUUUUUGGAAACGUAUUUCAAUUAUUGGGUUCACGAGAAAAACAAUGGAACGCUAUAGUUGGCAUUUCCAACCAAUAUUAUCCUAUUGUUAAACUUAGGAUAUUUUUUUUACAGGGUGUAAUAAUCCGUGAUCCGGAUGAUAUACAAACAAUCUUAAGCAACACGAAACACCUCGAAAAGAGUAUAUUGUAUGAUUUUUUUAAACCUUCGAUUGGUUCUGGUCUUAUCACUAGUAAAGAAACCGCUAUGGGCACUUCUUUACAGGACCACGGUGACUUCCAGAAACAGUACCGAGAAGCGAUUUUCCGAAUAACCGAAAUUAUUAUGUAUAGAAUGUUAAGGCCAUGGCUGCACUCUGAUUGGAUAUUCUCAUUGACGCCAAAGGGCAAACAGCAAGCAAGGAAUUUGAAGAUAUUACAUGGGUUUACUGAACAAAUUAUUGCUGAACGAAAACUUUACCAUGAACGGACUAAUGGACGAUACUUGAAAAACCUUAGUAAUGAUAUAUCAGCAGAAUUUGCCUCCGCAAAAAAUGGAACACAAAGAAAGCGACUUGCCAUGUUGGAUCUCCUAAUAGCUGCAUCUCGCGAAGGUCUUAUGACUGAUUUAGAUAUUAGGGAAGAAGUCGAUACUUUUAUGUCUGCGGGCCAUGAUACUACAGCGACAGGUUUAAGUUUCCUAUUAGGACUAUUAGCGGAGCAUAAGGACAUUCAGGAUCGUGUCAGGAAUGAAAUUGAUUCUGCUAUGCAAGAGAAUGAGGAGAAAAUUUCCAUGAAAUUGUUGCAACAACUGCCAUAUUUAGAAAGAUGUAUAAAAGAAGCGUUACGUUUGUAUCCCAGCGUACCUUUUAUAUCACGUGUUUCCGGAGAAGACGUAAAACUACAAUCAUAUUUAGUGCCUGCUGGAACAAUCUUGGCCAUUCAUAUUUUCGGCAUUAAUAGAGAUCCCAAUUUCUGGCCAAAUCCAGAAGUAUUUGAUCCUGACAGGUUUUUACCUGAGAAGGACCGAAAUCGUCAUCCUUACUCGUAUAUAACAUUCAGUGCUGGACCGCGUAAUUGUAUCGGUCAACGAUUUGCUAUGUUAGAACUCAAAGCAAUGGCAGCUUCUUUGGUACAUAAUUUUUACUUGGAGCCUGUUGAUUACUUAAAGAAUCUUUCUAUACAGUUGGAUAUUGUUCUUCGUUUGAGUCAUCCACUUCGUAUAAAAUUUGUCCCUCGUUUUCAGAAUUAA
Messenger RNA from Cyphomyrmex costatus, 3339 nucleotides. RefSeq lists its product as uncharacterized. NCBI's taxonomy places the organism in Eukaryota, Metazoa, Arthropoda, Insecta, Hymenoptera, Formicidae. The record is from RefSeq and is a predicted model, not a curated record. The coding region runs from base 52 to 3339 and encodes 1095 amino acids. The transcript has 29 exons. Gene Ontology annotation, molecular function: heme binding; monooxygenase activity; oxidoreductase activity, acting on paired donors, with incorporation or reduction of molecular oxygen.